UUCUUUCCAUUUCACCAACACUCCGCCUGCAUCAAAAUCCUUGCACAGAGUCACAGACACCACUGCCACUAUUUAUUUUUUUUUGGAGAGAAAGACUCUGACUUUAGAGCAGAGAGAGAGAGAGUUUCUUUUCCGAUAUUAAGAAUACGAUAAUGUCGCAGUUAAGAGACCCGACGAUUAUUAAACUCUUCGGGAAGACGAUGACGAUUCCAUUGCCGCUGGAGCAUGAAACUUGGGCUACUAAGCUCUGUGGAGCCGAAGAUUUCUCUGACCAUAAUCUUCGCUGUUUCCCCACUUCUUCACGCGAAGAGAACUCUGGCAGAGAAAGUGCAAAAGGGGAUAAGGUACCUUGGGGAAGAGAACUCACAGGAGAUAAACAGGAAGAUUGUAACUCCCAUGAGAUCAAAGCGGACUCGAAAGAUCCUACAACAUCAUCAGGCAUCAGUGAGAACCCUAAAACUCCCUCAUUUGAUCGAGAAACUUCGUCACUGAAAGCCUACAAAAAUGGAGAGCAGAGUGAGGCGAGUAUCUCACAAGAAAAGACUCUGAAGAAGCCUGAUAAAAUACUUCCAUGUCCCCGCUGUAACAGCAUGGAUACCAAGUUCUGUUACUACAACAAUUACAACGUCAGCCAGCCCCGUCAUUUCUGUAAGAACUGUCAAAGAUACUGGACUGCAGGUGGCACUAUGAGGAAUGUGCCUGUAGGUGCUGGGCGUCGCAAGAAUAAGAACUCUUCUAGUUCACACUAUCGUCACCUCAUCGUUUCAGAAGCUACUCAAACAGCUCGAGUUAAUGGAGUCCACAACUCUGCUUGGGGAAAAAAUGGCGCUGUCCUCACCUUUGGCUCUAAUUCUCCUCUUUGUGAAUCCAUGGCUUCUGUAUUGAGCCUUGCAGAGAAAACACAAAACCCCGUUCAAAAUGGGUUUCUUAGACCUGAGCAGAUUACUCUUAUUUCUGGAGGAGAUCAUGGCGAUGAUCACUCAAGUGGACCCUCUGUUACAGCUUCAAAUUCAACUGAGAAGGAAGGCAGUGCAGGUUUGCAAGAGUCAGCAGUUAAGAAUUAUCCAGGGUUUCCUCCCCAACCGCCAUGCUUUGCAGGAACCCCCUGGCCUUUACAAUGGAACUCAUCUCAUUGGGGCUCUGUAAUGUCUCCACCUCCUUUGUGCCCAUCAGGGUUUCCUGUAUCUUUCUACCCUGCUGCUCCUGCAAAUUGGGGUUGUACUGUACCAGGCUCUUGGAAUGUACAAUGUCUUUCCCCACCAUCCUCUUUUCAUAGCCACUGUGGCCAAAUCUCUGCCCCAAAUUUCCCAAUCUUAGGCAAACAUUCAAGGGAUGGGAAAAUCCUUAAUCCAGAAAACUCUCAGCAAGAAGAGACAGUUAAAGAGCAGAGUUCAGAAAGAUAUGUUCGGAUUCCUAAAACUUUGAGGAUUGAUGUUUCUGAUGAAGCUGCGGAGAACUCUAUAGGCACAAUACAAGGGAAUGAGAAGAUUAAUUCUGUCAAUGGUGGUCUUUUUAAGGCAUUCCAAUCAAAGGGCCAUGAUAAAAGUCAUGUCGUCGAGACAUCUAGAGUGCUGCAAGCCAACCCUGCAGCCCUUUCCCGGUCACUAAACUUCCAUGAGAUCGCAUAAUUAGAGAGAUUUGAAUUGGUGAACUCUGACUUAGGUGCCAACGCAACAAAUGGGGUUUACCUCUCUGCAACCUCUCCUUGCUGACAAAUUUGUUCAUCCUUCUUUUCCAGAGACCGGUCUCAAUGCCGGAUGUAAUUAGCAGAGCAGUCCAAACUGAAGAAGAUGAAGGAAGUGUCCACCGACUUAUACGUUGUAGUAUAGAAUAUUUGUUUUUUAGAAUCUCAUAUGGCUGCCUUUCUUUCUGUGUUAAAGAGCAUGUAGCUCCUCUAUUAUCUAAUCUGUAACUGUACGAUUGCUUUCACCAUAGAUGGUUUGUUAGUAUGCA
Messenger RNA from Juglans regia (Persian walnut), 1953 nucleotides. Its product is annotated as cyclic dof factor 1-like. Lineage: Eukaryota; Viridiplantae; Streptophyta; Magnoliopsida; Fagales; Juglandaceae. The transcript is spliced from 2 exons. The coding region runs from base 153 to 1628 and encodes 491 amino acids. Gene Ontology annotation, biological process: regulation of DNA-templated transcription. Gene Ontology annotation, molecular function: DNA binding; DNA-binding transcription factor activity. The record is from RefSeq and is a predicted model, not a curated record.